AUGGCUAUGACAUUUUUUGUAGCCUUGAUUUUGACUAUCUAUCAUCAGUUAGUAACUCCUUGCUGCAGAAUCACUCCUGAUCACCGCUACUUUGGCUAUUCUUACUAUCUGAUCGAUGGAGUGAGAAACUCGGCCUAUAUCAUUAGUAUAGGAAUUGACAUUGUGGUAUCUGUUUGCAGUGGAAUCUCAUACAUUGCUCUGAUUGCCUUUGUAAUGAAGAGAGUUCGUGCUCAUAAUGCUGCUUCCAGAAAAGAAAUAAGGUGCUUCAUACAAUUUUUUCUGAUGUUCGUCUCUUAUGCAAUCGUAUGGGUGACGUUCUUCUCCUUCCCCGCAAUAGAUCCUCGAAAUGGCUCUCAGAUUACUGAAGAUGAAACAAUUAUACACAAAUACGACCUCAGUACCUAUGCAGCGUACUUCGGCAAGAUCUACUGUGACACCAAUCAAGGAUAA
This is a messenger RNA of Strongylus vulgaris, 450 nucleotides long. NCBI's taxonomy places the organism in Eukaryota, Metazoa, Nematoda, Chromadorea, Rhabditida, Strongylidae. The record is from the annotation of a GenBank genome assembly.